UAGACUCUAAAGAGAGUACUGUUAUUAUGUGAACAAGUGUAUACUGCAACCUUUACAGUUGACUAAGAAAGAUCAGUUAGGAUUAAAUGCUUUUACUAUUUCCACCUCUCAAAAUAAAGUACACAGCUUGAUCUUCAUCAUCUCAAUCUUCAAUCUCAAAUUCUCAAUCUCAUCGUUAUCCCACAAUCAAUCAAUAAUAAUAGUCCAACAAAGGGAUCACCCCAAAAAAGAAAAAGGGUAGUUUCCAGAGCAAGAAUUGUGAAUGUCAUAUGUCAUCUCUUCCUCCCCACCCCCCACACACACACACACACACACACACACACACACACACAAAAGAAGAUGCACGAACGGUGGCGGUGUGAAUAAAGAAGGGUUAAUGUGAAUGGAAUCCAAUGAGAAAGACAGAAAAAAAAAGGAGUUUUUUUUUUUUUUUUGGUGUUCUGGUCCCUGAAAAGAGUAAUGGGUUCUUGCUGUAACGAAGCCAUUCGUCAAAUAUAAAACCGCAGAGGAAAAGCCCACCUGGGAAAUGAAGGGGAUUGGUGGAUUCAGGUUUCCUCAUCAGAAAGAAGCCAAUUCUGCUUCUGCUGCUGCUGUCUUUGAUGUUAUCCACAACAAUUACCACAGCAGCCAGCAAGCAUGCAGUCAGCCCCCCUUCUCUUUCUCCUUUUUCCCCCCAAUUGUUUAUUCUGUGCUUCAAUUAUUAUUCUUUGUUAGUGUGUUUUUUUUUUUUGUGAAUAAUGUUUUCAUGUUUAUCCUCAUUUCUCUUCCUUAUGAAUCAUGAUAUCAUCAAGGUGCAUUCUUUAGUAUUUGUGUGAUUCAAUUGUUUAGUAUUUGAGUGGUUCCAAUUGUUUUCCUUCUUUAAUCUUUUCAUUGUCACAUGGUAUAAUUUUGCAAUUAGUCUACAUUUGGCCUUUCUACUAAAAGGGUUUAUUGUUAUUUGGAUAGUUGUUGGAUAAUUAAGCUCCUAGAACCCCUUUAAUGGGCAAUGUCACCUAAAUUAAUCCAUACAGUGUAAAUGAGGAUCAGUGUUAAUUUGCAAUUUGAUACUUUUGAGGAGCAGAAUUUAAGGACAUGAAAGUGUAAUUGGUCUGAAUCCUAUACAACAUAGGACAACUGGCUGUGAAUCCAAAAUAAAUGUGCACUUGCUCAUCAUACAGUUAUGGAGGAAGCUUACCGUAUUAGUGUUAGGAUCAACUGGUAUCAAAACAUAACAGUUGAAUUCAUACUAGAAGAUUGAAAAUAGUUUACAACUUGUUAAAUCAUUGACUGUGACUCUGAGCAUUGUAGCAGUGUUGCAUUGUCAAGAACUUUGUAUGUUAAGAUUCACAGCCUCCUGAAAACCACUAAUAAUCGAGUGGUUGAAGAAAUUGAUUAAAUUAUCUAAUCUUGCACGAAGCUUUCAUUAACACUGUCUUUCUAUGUUCUGUGUUAUUUUCCCCCAGUCUUUUUCUUUGCCUUUUUCAUUAGGCCCGUUCUAAUGGUUUUACAGGAUCUACAUUAUUUGCAAUUUUUUUUUUUUUUUUUUUGUAAUAACAUUAUUUGUAAUUAACGAGAUACAUGUAAGGUGAAACUUGAAUAGCUUUGAAAAGGUUCAAUAAGAAAGGAUACAGGCUCCUUAAUUGUUCAACUAGAAGUUCUUUUUGGGGAAAUGGCAUGACCAAUAGCCAUCCUAAACGGCUAGAUUUGCAGUAAUUUACUAGUGUUCUGUCUUUGAACCAUUCAGACAGAAGAAUUAAGUUAGGAAGCCUUUGGUUGAAUAAGAUGUAAGUUUGGUGCUACAGUACUUCCCAUAAAAAGGCCUGAUUGAUUGGACAUUGCCAAGUGGUAGAGGGUUGCAGUUUGCAGCAUCAACCGCAACUUUGAGCAAUAGCAAGUUAGUAACCUGCUAUAAUUUGGUAGAGGCAGGAAGCAUCCCUUUAUUUCAUGUCUCAUCAACUAAUUAUUUCUGCAUCAAUGAGAAGAUGUUUCCAGCCAGCAGCAACUGAGAACAUUAUUAGCAUUGGAUUAGAUUUUGGUCAGUUGCACUGUAAAAAUUUACUUGAUGCUUCCCAAGUGCACAACAAGAUAGAACUUGUUCAAACUGUAUCAGAUUACUGAAUUAUUGGAUUCAUUGAUUAGUAAUUAUUUUGGAUGAAUAAGUAACUAUUGCUGAGGAGUACUGGUAUCUUCCAAGUUGUUUAGCUGAUAUGCAUACAUUUUUUUUUAAACGAUCUAUUGCUGACAUAACAUUCUGCUAGAUGGUUUCAGAAGCCAUGCCACUGCCACGUCCUAUUAGUAUUGCAAAAUUUAUGUAUUUGAAGAAGUCAUAGCAAAAAAUGAAAGAAAGGGGUGAUGGUAUGGAGCCUUUCUGUCCUUAAUAGGCAGUACUUUUAUACGUGACCUUACAAAAAGGUCCAAGUUCUCUGUUUUAUCAACAGACUAAUAAUUCUGAAGAAAUUGAAUGGAAAAGAUCAAUUUUCAAUGCUUAUUUUAUUUCUUUUGUAUUCUUUAUUGGACUAAUAAUCAUCAACAUACUUCUUUAUUCAACCAGAAGGUUGCAACAGUAAUGAAGAUUCUCCUGUCAGUUUCUAUGGCUUUCUUGGUGACACCCUCAGAAUCUGGUCCCAUUUGUAUGAGCUCGCAAACAAAUAGGAAAAACCCUUUAGAUAAGCUCUGUCUGAGAAUGAGUUACUCAAUCAUUUGUGGUGUAAUUUGUUCAUUUAAAUAUGCUUUUGGCUGAUUUUAUCUGUUAGGGAAGGAUGUAUUGUGCUUAAUCUUAUUUCUCUCAAGUCUUUAACCAUAAAUUUUACCAUCCUCACUGAAGAAUAUGAUGGCUUCUGUUGGAAUAAACUUCACAGUUUUCUGCUAGGAUACAUCUGUGGGAUCACAAGAAAGUAUGAAACCUUCUUAGGUAACCAAUGUAGCUUUGACUUGAUGGGAAAGAUAAUUUCCAGAACAGAAUAACUGCAUUGGCAAGACUACUGGUUUAGGAGAGCUAAGCAAUGAUGAUUAUUCACCAAAACUUGGAGAAAAUUUACGCUGUUUACGUAAGAUAGUAUAGUCUAAAAUUUUAAUUUUACAGAUAGAACAAAUAGGUUGAAAUGAUCUCACUAAUCACAACCGAAUCAGCAUGUAGCUUAUAUUAAUAGAUAUGGUCUAUAUAAAAUUAAGAUAGAGGUCAUAUACUCCCUCUGUCUUAAAAUUAUUGUCCAGUUUAAGAUUUCACUUUUAGUACAAUUUGAACUAAAAAUGAAAACUCAAACUGGAUAAUAAUUAUAGGACGGAGGGAGUACGAUUAUAUAGUUGGUUUGACAAUUUGGUAUUUUAGUUUGAUGAGGUAGGCAAAUAUUGCUGUGAUGGGUAGAGAUGGUUAAAAUAAGAUUUAGUCAGUUGCCGAAAUCUAUCAAGUGGAUAGAGGUCAGAACAAAUGUAGAAGAAUUCCAGCUUUGCUGAUAGGAUUAAAAUAAGGAGGGGAAGAAACCAUGGAUUAUACUAGUAAAUUUGAUGAGGAAUGUGAGUGCUUCUAUUACAUAAGUUAUCUGUAUAACUAACCAAUUUAAGGCUAAAUAAUUAGAAAAAAAAAAAAUUGAAACAACCUUGUAGUUUGCCUAAAGAGAGAAAAUUCCAAAAAUAUUUAAAACCCCUAGGCUGUCUCCAGCAGCUAUUUAUAAUAGCCAUGAGGACUUCUGCUCUCUGCAUUCUGUACUUUGCCUUUCAGAAAGUGUAAAAGAGCAUGAAGUUUCAAACAACCGCCCUCCUUUCUAGAUUCCACCACCUCUUCAUUUCCAUCUAACAUAAAAGUCCCUGGAAAACCCAGAAAACCAAAGAAAGAGAAAAGAGAGAGAGAGAUGAGGGGAAAAUCUUCAUCAAAGCAAGGAAGUGGUAAAGUAGGAGGAUUGGAUGUGGACAAUAGUAAACUUGAUAAUAAACAACAGAAAGAAGAGCCUCAUCUCUCUGGUGCUUACAUUCGCAGCCUUGUGAAACAACUAACCUCCACACGAACCAAAGAUCCACUCAACUCCAAAGGCCAUCAAUGCUUAGAUGGCGGAGAUGGGAUUUCUGGCCAGCAUACCAACAAAAACGGUGAUGGUUUUUGUGAUCAGACACAGCAAUCUCAGCCAAAUGAACAGCCUCCACAGCAUAAAAAACAGGUGAGGAGGAGACUCCACACCAGCAGGCCUUACCAAGAGAGGCUUCUAAAUAUGGCUGAGGCUAGAAGGGAAAUUGUCACAGCACUCAAGUGUCAUAGAGCUGCAAUGAAACAACAGCAGCAGCAACAGCAACACCACCACCACCACAAAGAAACUGAAUUGCAGCAGCAACCACCCCUGCAGCCAAUUCAACAACUAGCUCCAGAACAAGAAGGGAAAGCAAAAUCUAGGAGGAAUCCUAGAAUUUAUGCAUCCCAGAUUCCCAACAAUUUCACAAAUUAUGUAGACAAUAGUCCAUGUUCUGCCUUUGUUUGUCCUCCAAAUAAUCAUCCUAGCCCUUAUCCUUGGUCUCUGCCUCCAGUUGCUCCACCCCUUCUGCCAGAAAAUCUCAAUUUUGCUCUUCCAAAUCAAACAUUAGGCUUGAAUCUCAAUCUUCAAGAUUUCAACAAAUUAGACAGCUGCUUUUACCAAACUAUGAGUAACCCAUCAAACUUCUCAGCAACCUCAUCUUCAUCAACUAGUUCAUCACCCCCUCUAUCUGCUGAGGUCCCCUGCAAUGAUGCAGUAAUAUCACAAGAGGUGGUUCCUCCAUUAAUUUCUGCUAAUGCUGAAUCAAGCAUGAUGAAUUAUGGAGAUUCAGAUUUGCAUCACGCAGUGGAUGAUAAGGAGAUGGCGGAGAUUAGAUCAAUUGGGGAGCAGCAUCAAAUGGAAUGGAAUGAUACUUUGAAUUUGGUUACUUCAGCAUGCUGGUUCAAGUUCUUGAAGGCUAUGGAAAUUGAUCCUGAGGAAAAGGCUGAGGAGUUUGGGCAUCACCCAUUUGAUGAAGUCAUGGAAUUCCCAUCUUGGUUGAAUGCAAAUGAGAGUUGCUUGGAGCAACAUUUGAGUGAUUAUUGCACUGAUGAUUACAUGCAAGAUCCUGCCUUGCCAUGUAUGGAGAUUGAGGAAAUUGAAGGGAUGGAUGGGGAAUGGUUGUCCUGAAGAAAAGAAAAGAUUGAUUGGUUUUUGUUAUAAUCAAAUCUUUGGCAAUUCUUUUAAUUUUAUGCAGCAUUCUUAAUUACUCCUCCUCAUCCGGCACCCAAUCCAUCACCAAAACAAAGGGUAAAAAAGAUAAAAGGAAAGACUCUGAAGAGAAGAAAGGAGGCAGUACAAACAUACUUUGUUUUUCUCUUCUUUAAAAUUUUUGAUUUCUCUUUUCCUAUUUUUCUCCAUAAUAAGAUUUGCCCGGAGGAUGUAAUCAUUGUAACGUGGACAAACUAUAUAAUAAAACAGAGAUGGAAGAUUUAUUUAUUUGUUAAUCUUCCUCUCUCUCUUUUUUUUUUCUAUCAUACAUAUAUGUAUUACUCCCUCCGUCCCAUAAUUAUUGUCCAGUUUGAGUUUUAUUUUUAGUUCAAAUUGUACUAAAAUUAAAAUUUCAAAGUGGACAAUAAUUUUGGGACAGAGGGAGUAUAUUUUUUUUAUAUAGAAAAAAUGAGGAUUGUCAUAAUUUGAUUUGAGAAAAUGCAAAGAACAUAGAAGCGGAUCAAGUUUUUGGUGACACAAAAUAAAGUCUACAAUCGGGCUCUCAUAUAUUUUUUGCCCAUCAUUGAUGGUCAUUUUGAUGAUGAUUUGUCCAUAUCAUUGAUAAGAUAUCAAGGUAAGCCCAAUAGCUUACAGCCCAAUGAUUAUAUGCA
Oldenlandia corymbosa var. corymbosa is the source of this 5800-nucleotide messenger RNA. The record is from the annotation of a GenBank genome assembly. Lineage: Eukaryota; Viridiplantae; Streptophyta; Magnoliopsida; Gentianales; Rubiaceae.